AGAUAUACCAACCCAAAUGAACCAAAACCAGCACCACCCACAAUGGCUGCAGCAGCAUUCCACUCAUAUUCCCCUCAAGAACAACAGCAUCCACCAGCACCACAACAAUCAACAGACACCCCUCAACUUUCCAAGAAACCCAAAACACUCCUUCAUAAACACCCUCUUUACACUCCAGUCCAUACUAAACUAUCCCUCCAAUUCAAAGAAAAAAUCUUGUGUCUUGAAGUUAUAGGUGUUGACUCAGGCAAAGCCCUUUCUUUAAACCCAUUGAUCCAUUCAACAUCCCUCAAUUCCAUUCACAACACUAUCACUUUUCUUCAAUCUAAAGGCAUUUUACAGAAAGACCUUCCAAGACUCAUUGGCAUGUGCCCAAAGAUUCUCACUGCGAGUAUCGACAACGAACUUGCUCCAGUUUUUAGGUUCCUGUCACAUGAUCUUAAUGUCCCAGACUAUAAUUUCAGAAGGGUGAUCAAUAAAUGCCCAAGAUUGCUCGUUUCGAGCGUCAAAGAUCAACUCAAGCCUGCUCUUUUUUACCUUAAAAGACUCGGGUUCCGGGAUUUGAAUGCAUUGGCUUAUCAGGAUUGUGUUUUGUUAGUGUCAAAUGUGGAGAACACAUUGAUGCCCAAAUUGAAUUACAUAGUUAGUCUUGGGUUUUCGAGAUCAGAGGCGGUUGAGAUGGUUUUGAGGUGUCCCGGGCUGUUUACUUUCAGCCUUGACAACAACUUUAAGCCAAAAUUCGAGUAUUUUGACGAGGAGAUGAAACGGGAUAUGGAAGAAUUGAAGGAAUUCCCACAAUAUUUUGCAUUCAGUUUGGAAAAAAGGAUAAAGCCUAGACAUUUGGAGGCUAUGGAAAGUGGGGUCAAGAUUUCUCUAGCACUUUUACUUAAAACCACAGAUGAGGAGUUUGCAGAGCUGUUGAGGCAGGGAAACAAUUCAAGAAAUUUGUAAAUUCUAUCUAUUUGUAAGUAUUGGGUUAUGCAGUUAUGCUUAUUUCAAUUGUUAUUUGGAUA
This is a messenger RNA of Erigeron canadensis, 1013 nucleotides long. Its product is annotated as transcription termination factor MTEF1, chloroplastic. The record is from RefSeq and is a predicted model, not a curated record. NCBI's taxonomy places the organism in Eukaryota, Viridiplantae, Streptophyta, Magnoliopsida, Asterales, Asteraceae. The coding region runs from base 43 to 951 and encodes 302 amino acids. The transcript has a single exon. Gene Ontology annotation, molecular function: double-stranded DNA binding. Gene Ontology annotation, biological process: regulation of DNA-templated transcription.